Planococcus citri (citrus mealybug) is the source of this 5102-nucleotide messenger RNA. RefSeq names its product smallish (gene smash). The record is from RefSeq and is a predicted model, not a curated record. Bases 709 to 4737 code for a protein of 1342 amino acids. Gene Ontology annotation, cellular component: stress fiber. Gene Ontology annotation, molecular function: myosin II head/neck binding. NCBI's taxonomy places the organism in Eukaryota, Metazoa, Arthropoda, Insecta, Hemiptera, Pseudococcidae. The transcript has 19 exons. Gene Ontology annotation, biological process: positive regulation of stress fiber assembly; regulation of focal adhesion assembly.
UUGGAAUGUCUGCUACGGUCUGUUGUGCAUCGUAUUCGUGUAGAGAUCGAGGUAUUCUUGUCUGUGCGUUCGUAUCGUUUGUUUGGUGUCGGUAAUAUUAACGUUUUUAUGCGAAGCGUUUGAAUUCUUAGUUUAUAUUUUCGUUUUCGUGAACGUUUUUCGAGUACAGUUUAUCGUAAAGUUUUUCAAUUUUAGAAGUGCUUUUUUCAAACUUUUCACCGGGUAAUUCUUUAUCGAGUAUUGAUUUACGUGUUGUUACUAUUGUGCGUUCUGGUUCUGAAAAUAUAAACUUGGUUUGUGUGUGUUUUGUGCGCAUUCAGAUCACCGGAUUCUUCAAAUGAGGUGAGCAAUAUCGAAUUGUUGCUGUACAUAUAACAACUGCAUAGCGAAGAAGCGAAGAUCGCAUUUAUAUGAAUCAUUCUAUUAUAGGUAGGGCAUUAUAAACAAUAUUAUGUCGUUGGGAUUUAUAUAAGGCGAGGAAACGAGCAAACGAUUGUUAGCAAGUUGCGCGUGGAAUUUGGAGCGAACUUAAUUCCAACCGAGUGAGGCAGCAGCGUCGAAUAAUUUCCAACUGGCGAAAUAUAAUGAUGGAAAAAAACAACUCGGUUGUGUUUUUUUAGGAGAUGAAAAUUACACAUAAAUUCACGAUGAAAUCGUGCGAAUCAUUUUUACCCAGUUCGUGAUCGCUGAACAAAAAAAGGAAGAAGGAUGCCCGAAGAAGUUAAAGUGCCAUCAUGCACCGUGGUGUCGCAGAAAGAGUACAAAUCUGAUUACUGUCCGGAAUCUGUCGAUGAUUCGAGUCGUGAUUCGUCGUUCAGCGGCGAAAUGAAUAGGUCCGAAAGUUCUGGAUCGUUUGACGAAUCAAAUGGAUUUAAACAAAAUGGACACGAACCCGUCGAGAUAAUUCCCACCAGAACAAUAAAAACAUCCGUACCGAAACCGGCAGCCAAUCCUUUGCAGUUUGUGAAAAUUGGCCCAUGCGAUCUGUAUCGUUCGGCUCAGCAACAGUUGCAGAAGGUUAGCGAGGUUAAGAAGCCAAAGAAGGAAGUCAAAGAUGAAAUGGAAGAUUGGCAAUCGAAUCUUGAUAGCUGGAAAUGCAAUCGAAGGAAACAACAAGAGCAUAUCAUCGAGAGAGUUGUCGAAGUGAAGAAAUUAGAAUUGGAAGAACACGAUCGAAACAAGAGAAGAACAAAAACCUUUAGCGAAAUGAUGGAAGAAAGGACUUCAAAAGGUCGAAAACUAAGUUUACCAUUGUAUCUGGAAGACGAAUCCGAUGACCUUUCCGAUCUUGGCAUAAGUUCAAGCAAAAACGCAAUCAAAUCACCAACGAUACCAGAAGAAAACGAAGCUAAAUUCGAAAGUGCGCAAAAUGGUGAACAAGACAAAUGCGAACAAAACGGCGACGAUAUAAAUAGCAAAACGGAUACGUACGAUAGCGCCAUACAAAGUUACGAAAAUCGUAUGAAAUCUAUAUCAAACGGUAAAGUGCCAGUUCGUAAAUAUAAUACGAGACGAGGCUCCGCGGCAAAAAUCGAAGAAAAACUAUCGGAAUUGGAAAAGAUCAAGAAUCGCUCCGUCAGCACUACCGAUUUAACGGAAAACAAUAAAAAGCAGAUCAGUAUACCGAAAGUGAAUAUUUUCCAAAGGAAAGAAAUGUUUGAGAAAAUGAGCGCCGAAGAAUCGUCGAAAAAUAAACUGAAAGACGAGCUUCCUCCGGUACGUAGUAUCAAAGAAAGAUUACACUCGUUGGAGAAGCAAGUCGAAGAGAACACGACGAAUAAGGCGAAAAACGUACCGCUAACCGAGAUCUCGGUUAAAGACCGGCUGUCCCAUAUAAACGAAAAAAUGCGCCAAAAUUCGACAUCCGUUGAAAAAUGCCCGCCUAGCGAACGAACGCCUUCGAAUAAAGAAGCGGCCAAAGACGAGACGACAUCUUACCAGAAUUUCGAUCGUAGCAAACCGCAAGACGAAACUUUGCAACCUAAUCGAGAAUAUUCAUCGGGUCGAUCGUCCAGUUCGGAGGAUUACGAACACGUGCAAAUGAACCAUUUCCAUCAUCGAUCGUUGGAUAGCCUGCAAGGACACGAUUCGCCUAAUGGAUUCUGCUUCGAAAGAGUGCAAAGCUUGGAAUGUAUCGAUUGCUGUAGUAAUUACCCGGCUUCGGUACUCAGUGGAGAUACGGAUCGUGAAGAUAGCGGUAUCCAUACGGCCGAUGUAUCGAGCUCUGUCAGCCAAGCCGAUGAUUUCGAUUUGCACGCCGAUACGUCGAUGGACGUCGACGUCAAACAGAUACCUCCUACUAUCGAGGAGAACAAAGCUGAUAAAUCUAGUCAUAAUGAUUUUAAUUUCGUUAGUCAAAACGAUAACGUAUUGGAAUCUACCGAUACGUCUAAUUCGGAAGGUAGUAAUAAUGAUAAUAUUAAUGGUGCAAAUCAAAAUACCCAAAAUGAUUCAACUGCCAACGAUCAAUCGAUAGCCGCCGUAGAAUACGAUUUAGUCGAUUUGGUCGAGGUAACCGUUGAAAGAACAGAACCCGAGCGAGAAUCGUUCGUCGAGUCUAACCAAAUUCAAGUCGAUGUUUUCGACGACGAUAAAAAUCAAAAUAAUAGCGAUCUUAAUGAAAAAACGUUGGUCGAUGAGAAUAACGAUGAUGCUAAAUGUGAUUCGUCUGCACUUGAAACCGUCCAAGAGGAGGUUUUCAGUAAACGUGAAUCCCAUUGCGAACAAGCUGCCGUUGACUCGACCUUGUCCGAAGUUACCAAACAGAUUGAGUGUGAUGAUCAAUACAAUGUGAACAAUUCUUAUAAAGAAGAGGAAGAACCGAACAAUGAUUUUGUGAACAAUACCACGCGCAAUCAAAAUUGCUAUGAAACUGAUAGCAGCGAAUAUGCUUCCGAUUUUUCUGCAAAUCCAGCCGAACAACGUAUCGAUUAUUUAUACUUGAAAAAUAAUCAAUAUCUCGGAGGGUUUCCGAACGAAUCAGUCACGCAAGAACCGGCUUUAUUUGCUUUCGAGUCAUCCACUGCAGUCGAACCGCCGAAAGAAAAACCUCCACCGCCUCCACCUUUGGAUAUUAACGACGAUGAAUUGGACGUAAAUGAAAAUAAGAGCUGUUUACGUAGAAUGGACUCGACAAAACGAAUUAAGAAAGAGUUGCGCCAAAAACGAUCUUCUUUUCUUGGCAUCGAAGGGUUUGACGAUGAUAGUUACCUCGAACCCGAAUCAGUUAAACCACCACCAGAUAUGACAACAUUUCUGCAAGAAGAAAGAAGACUAGAGAAAUUACUGUAUCGUCAAAGUAUCUGCUCCGAAAGCGAUUCGACUCAAGGCGAAUCUCGCGAUUCUGGAGUUGAACUGGAUAAGAAUCAAAUUGACGAAAACUCUUGGAUGCCUGAAAAUACGCAUAAUAGGCAAGAUAGCGAAACUUAUGCGAAUACGAGUACGACUUCGGAAGAAGACGAAAUUAUCAAAAAAGAGCGUGAAAUACUCGAAAUACUCGAGCUGGAGGAACAAAGACACUAUGAGACUGAAUCGAAGAACGAGUAUAAUAAUUUAGGGGAAAAGCUCGUGCAAAGAUUGCAAGAAUUGGAACGUCAAAAAACCGAACCUUGUUGGAGUCGUGAACAAGAACUUUUGAACAAUCAACGUAAUCUCGCGAAUCAACAAAAUUACAUAAAAUACGAGGAACCGCCAAUGAACAAUGAAAAAGUACAAUACAACGGUACAGAAAACGUAGUACAACACGAGGUGAUCGAACCAAACGACUCAGCUUUGCUGCAACAGCAAUGGGCUAGAAGAUCUCUACAGGAUAUUACUCAACAACCGGAAAUAACUCCUUCCGUUAACGUCGAGUAUACCAAACCUCGCGUCGCUUACAGGAACUCGAUGCCGAAUAUUCAACAAGAAUUGACGGUCUCGAAUCAUUAUCAUAGAGUUCCACCGCCGAUUCCGCCCAAUAAACCGAGUGCCCAUUUCAGAGAACCUGCUGUCGUCAGCAAGGCGUCGAGUCCUCAACAAAUGUCCAAACAAACUUUACAAGCUUUAAGCGCUGUGCCACGUUCCAAGAUAGUAGCUACUGAUUCUUGGGUACUCUCAAAAAAGAAACCCAGACAAGAAGCGUACAAUUACCAGCAUUGGCUCAUUCAGGAAGCGGAGCAUAGAAGAAUUACCGAAUACCAGCAAAGGCACCGGAAUGAUAACCCUGUACACAGCAAUUAUGUAAAUACCCAUUGCGAUUACGUUGAACAAAAUGCCAUUUCGAAUGGCGACAAUCGCUCUCACCAAAAUCGUUCGUUAUAUGCUCAUCCGCAAAUGUUACCGUAUCGUAAUGUCGAUCAAUAUCACGAUAAAAAUUACAAUAAGCCUCAAAAUAACAAACCAUUACCAGACUCGGUCAUUCAGACGCUCACUCAAAGAGUACAAAAUCGCUUUGCCAUCGCUGAUGGCAAUAAACCAAGAAGACGUGAUAAUUUUGUUAGUAGUAAUCAGCAAGAAAAAAUGCUGAGCGUUAGUGGGAAGAAGAAAUGUUCUCAUUGUGGCGAUGAAUUAGGAAGAGGAGCUGCUAUGAUAAUUGAAAGUUUAAGGCUGUUUUAUCAUAUCGAUUGUUUUAAAUGUUGCGUCUGCUGCGUUCAACUUGGAGAUGGUUUAAUGGGUACCGAUGUUCGAGUAAGGAACGAUAAACUCCAUUGCCAUAGUUGUUACUCAAACGACGAAGGACUGAAGUUUAGCUGUGUAUAAAUACCUACUCAGUGAGCUGCAAAAAUCGUCGCAUAAAUGUAUAUGUUUUUUUUAAAAAUGUUUUGUUAAUAAAUUAUUUUAUCGUUUUUUUCUCCUCAAAUUAGAUAGUUGUAUAAAUCUACCUACAUUUGUAUAAAAAAAGAAGUGAAUUAAGAAAAAUGAAUUUUUCGCAGUAUUAAAUAUAACUAUGUAUAUUGUUUUGUAUUUUAUUCUAUAUGAUUGUUUUUGAAAAAAACUGUUGUUGUAUUAUUUUUAUUAUUGAAAACAGCGUAUGUAUUAUUUUAUUAUCGCGUGUGCCUUAUUACACCUUUAUAUUAUGUCAUUAAAAAAAUUUUGUGAAAUAAAUUGUUUCUCGUUCUAACGUA